This is a messenger RNA of Brassica oleracea var. oleracea, 1738 nucleotides long. RefSeq names its product multidrug resistance protein 2-like. The record is from RefSeq and is a predicted model, not a curated record. Bases 122 to 1486 code for a protein of 454 amino acids. NCBI's taxonomy places the organism in Eukaryota, Viridiplantae, Streptophyta, Magnoliopsida, Brassicales, Brassicaceae. The transcript has 14 exons. Gene Ontology annotation, molecular function: transmembrane transporter activity. Gene Ontology annotation, biological process: transmembrane transport.
UAUAGACUGAAAAAAUAUCAGCGGAGUUGUAAAAACAUAUGUUAUCUUGGAUAAUAAUAAGCUUUUUCCCUUUUAGUCAAAAUCGAAACAAAUCUUACACACUACUUUGCUUGGUUUAUUGAUGGUGAUGAUGGAUGAUGGAUUCGUUGGGAUGCGACACAUGUUGACUAUUGUUUUCUUGUCUGGCUUCGCCGGAUUCAUGGAAGGCCCCGUGAUUACUGACGUCACCGUCGCCGCCGUUUGCUCUUCACCAGACGACGCAUGUUCUCUAGCCGUCUAUCUCACCGGUUUUCAACAAGUGGCAAUAGGGUUGGGGACGAUGGUGAUGAUGCCAGUAAUUGGGAAUCUAUCAGACAAAUAUGGAAUUAAAGCAGUUCUCACUUUACCCAUGUGUCUCUCAAUCCUUCCUCCUGUCAUUUUAGGGUACAGAAGGGAUACACAUUUCUUCUACAUGUUUUACAUAAUCAAGAUUCUGACCGCUUUGGUAUGCGAAGGCGCCGUGGACUGCCUUGCCUCUGCUUAUGUGGCAGAAAAUAUUCAGGGGAGAACAAGAAUAUCAGCAUUUAGUAUUUUAGCUGGUGUCAAAACAAUGUCUUCUCUUUGUGGAACGUUAGUUGCUCGAUUUCUACCCGUAGCUUUGAUUUUUAAGGUUUCAGCUAUAUCGUUUCUUGUUGCCAUGGUGUACAUGAGAAUUUUCCUAAAGGAAAGGCUAAACGAUGAUGAAAAUGGUUAUCAUCAACAAGAUGACGGUGAUAGUAAUGAUGUUACGAUGUUAGCAGAACCGCUGUUGAACAACACAACAAUUACAACUAGUGUCUUAAACAAGAAACAAUCUUCGUUAAAAGAUAUGAUGAUCUUAAUGAAAACUAGUACUAUCUUCGUUCAAGCAUUGGUUGUUACAUUCUUCAGCAGUUUCUCAGAUAGUGGAAUGCAGUCUGCUUUCUUGUAUUUUCUGAAAGCGCGUUUUGGCUUUGACAAAAACCAGUUUGCUGAUCUCAUGCUAUUGAUUACCAUCGUUGGGUCUAUCUCUCAACUGUUUGUACUGCCAAGAUUUGCUUCUACCAUUGGAGAACGUAAGCUUUUAUCAGCAGGGCUUUUUAUGGAAUUUACAAACAUGGCCGUUGUCAGCAUUUCUUGGGCACCAUGGGUUCCUUAUCUCACCACUUUGUUUGUACCUGGAGCCAUGCUUGUGAUGCCAUCAGUGUGUGGUAUUGCCUCAAGACAAGUUGGACCCGGUGAACAGGGGAAAGUGCAAGGAUGCAUAUCUGGAGUGAAGUCCUUUGGGAAAGUCGUGGCACCAUUUGUUUUCAGUCCAUUGACAGCGUUGUUCCUCUCGAACAAUGCACCCUUCUAUUUUCCUGGAUUCAGCCUUUUAUGCAUUUCCUUGUCGUCGAUGUUCGGUUUUUUGCAGAGCCUAAUGAUAAAAGAUGUUCCACCGUCACAAUUGAACAAAGAAAUCAACAGCACCUCGAGGGAGGAAGUGUGAUUACAGGAACUUAUUAAAUAUGUAAAGAGAAGAAUGCCAAUUUAGGAUGUAGUAAUAACUCAUCAAUCAUAAAAGAAAAGAUGAAUAUCAAUAUGUAUCAUUUGAUGAAGAUAUAUAUUUAUAUAGAAUGGAGUAGAUUAGAUAUAUUUAUAGCAUGUGAUCAAGCUAUAUCUAUAUGUUGAUAUUCAAAAUAUUUGUACACAACUUUCUGUAGUCAUUUGUUUCCACUAACUUUAUCAAGUUUUCUUUUUU